AUGGAUACUGAAAAUAAGAAAAUUGAAGAUAGAUUAGUUUGUGUUGAUUGUAUAUCUGAGAAUCCAUUAAUUAAACAAUAAAUAAAUUAUGGAUUGAUUAUAAUUCAUAAUCAGAAAAUAUAUUAUAAGAAUAUAAAAAGGAAAUUAAGCAUAGAAAGAAUGAAUUAUUCAAAAAAAUAUCUUAAAUCAGAAAAAAUUAUAAUUUAAAAUUGAAUGAAAUUAGUGAUAAAUUAAUUUAAGAAUAAUUUUAAUCAAUUUCAAAACCUAAACAAUCUAAUUAAAUUAAAACUAUUUCAAUAUAAACUUUAUAAGAUGAAUAAUUAUUAAAAGAUUUAAAAUAAUUAGUAGAAAAAGAAAAAGUGAAUUCAAAUUAAACUAUAACAACUUUAAAAAAUAAAGAUUCAAUUUUUUAAAAAGAAAUUGAAAAUCAUUUAGAAUCAUUAAAAUAAUAUGAUUAAUUAGACAUUUAAUAAUCAAUAGAUAUACUUAAAGAAAUACCAAGUAUUAAUUUAUAUAUAUAUAAAUUUUUAUAGUUGAAAGAAAUGAAAUUGUAUAAUUAUAAGAAGUAAUCUCUUAAAUAUCUAAGAUUCCAUCUACAAAUGAUAAUAAUUAUUAAGAUUAAGUAGAAUUUAUUAAGAAUAUUUAAGAAUUCAUUGAUUAAGCUAAAAAAUAUUAAUGUUAAAUAAAUUUAUUUGAUUAGACUAUAACAUUAUUUUAAUAACAUACUAAUAAUAUAGAUUAAAUAUAAUCAAAAAUUUAAAAUUAAUUUUAAAUAAAUAAGAAUAAAUACAAUUUUAAUAUUAGAAUCUAUCAAAAUUAUUAAAUGAUUAUCUUAUAACAUUUGAUAAUAAAACUAAAUAAAUUAAGAAAUAUUGUAAUAUUUCUAAAUUAGAGAUGGAUUUAAUAAAAUUAAAUGAAUUAAAUUAAAAUUUAGAAUUUGAAAGUAAUUUAAUUAAAUUAAUUAAUAGAAACAAAUAUAUAAAAUCAAAUAUCAAAAUAAUUAGAUGAAAAACAUCAUUAAUCUUAAUAAUUAUUAAAAGAAUAAUAAGAUAAAUGUAUUUUCAUAUAUAUAUUAUUUUAUAGAUUAAAAAUAAAUUGAUGAUAUUAAUAUAAAAUUACAAUCAAAUGAAAAAUUAAAUUUAAAUUUAAAAGAUUAAUUUGAUUUAAAAAUUUAAGAAAUAAUCAAUCUAAAAAAUUAAAAUGAACAAGAUAAAUUAAAUAUUAUUAAAACUAUUGAAGAUUAAAUUAUUCAAUAUUAUUAUUAUAUAUAGAAAAUAAAGAAAUUACAGAAAUUAAUAAAAGUUUAAAUUAAAAGGAAUCAGAAUUAUAAACAAUCUAAAAACAAUUUGA
Paramecium pentaurelia is the source of this 1350-nucleotide messenger RNA. NCBI's taxonomy places the organism in Eukaryota, Ciliophora, Oligohymenophorea, Peniculida, Parameciidae. The record is from the annotation of a GenBank genome assembly.